This is a messenger RNA of Scomber scombrus (Atlantic mackerel), 5646 nucleotides long. RefSeq lists its product as uncharacterized. The transcript has 21 exons. The coding region runs from base 1 to 5646 and encodes 1881 amino acids. Lineage: Eukaryota; Metazoa; Chordata; Actinopteri; Scombriformes; Scombridae. Gene Ontology annotation, biological process: G protein-coupled receptor signaling pathway. Gene Ontology annotation, cellular component: membrane. Gene Ontology annotation, molecular function: G protein-coupled receptor activity. The record is from RefSeq and is a predicted model, not a curated record.
AUGCACAAGGCUGGAGAUGUGGUUCUGGGUGGGAUGUUUAAAGUACACUUUUUUUCUGUCUUUCCUGACCUGUCUUUUACCUCAGAGCCACAAGACACUAUCUGCCAUGGUUUUGAUGUUCUAGGAUUUAGACAUGCUCAGACCAUGGCCUUUGCUGUUAAUGAAAUCAACAGAAACUCCAACCUGCUGCCUAAUGUGACUCUGGGAUACAGUCUGUAUGAUAACUGCGUCAACCUAGGAGUUGGAUUUCGUGCAGCGAUGUCAUUAAUAAAUGGUCAAGAGGAGGAAUUUAUAUUAGAAGAAUGCUGUGUGGGAGCCCCUCCCAUUCAUGGAGUUGUGGGGGAAUCUUCAUCUACACGUUCUAUUGCCAUUUCUACUGUCUUAGGUUUGUACAGAGUGCCUAUGGUGAGUUAUUUUGCCACAUGCUCCUGUCUGAGUGACCGGCAAAAGUUUCCUUCCUUCUUUAGGACAAUCCCAAGUGAUGCUUUCCAGGUUUGUGCUAUAAUUCAGAUUCUGAAGCGGUUCAGCUGGACUUGGACAGGUCUGCUCGUCAGUGAUGAUGAUUAUGGACUCAAUGCUGCCCGAUCAUUCCAGUCUGACCUGGCUCAGUCUGGUGGAGGUUGUCUGGCUUAUUUGGAGGUUUUGCCCUGGGGUAAUGACCCAGCUGAGCUACGGAGGAUUGUGGAUGUAAUGAAGAAAUCCACAGCUCGUGUGGUCAUUGUAUUUGCGCAUGAAGAUCACAUAAUUCACCUCAUGGAAGAGGUGAUGAAGCAGAAUGUGACAGGCCGUCAGUGGAUUGCCAGUGAAGCCUGGACAUCAGGAGUUGUGCUGCAGACCCCGGACCUCAUGCCAUACCUGGGUGGCACACUGGGCAUUGCCAUCCGCCGAGGAGAAAUACCAAGCCUUAAGGAUUUCCUAUUAAAAACACAUCCAGACCUACAUCACAACAGCAGUUACGGAAAUAACAUGGUAAAUCAAUUUUGGGAACACAUAUUUCAGUGCAGAUUUGCACCACCUCCGGCAGGCUGGGUGGAAUCUGGGGGAGCACUAUGCACAGGAGAGGAGGACCUAGAGAAGGUGGAGACUGAGUUUUUGGAUGUGUCUAACCUCAGGCCUGAGUACAAUAUUUACAAGGCUGUGUAUGCUCUAGCCUAUGCCCUCAAUGAAAUGCUGCAGUGUGUGCCAGGCAGAGGGCCUUUCCGCGGACGCAGCUGUGCCACUUUGCAAAGACUCAAGCCAUGGCAGCUUGUAUAUUAUUUACAAAAGGUCAACUUCACCACACCAUUUGGUGAUCAAGUGUCAUUUGAUGAGAAUGGUGAUGCUUUACCAAUAUAUGACAUUAUGAACUGGCAGUGGCUCCCUGAUGGAAGAACAAAAGUUCAAACUGUGGGUGCAGUUAAGAAGUCAGUGAUCAAAGGUGAAGAAUUCACAAUUGAUGAGGACAAAAUCUUCUGGAACUUUAAAUCCAAAGAGCCGCCCCGGUCAGUGUGCAGUGAGAGCUGCCCUCCAGGUAGCCGCAUGGCCAGAAAGAAGGGUCAACCUGAGUGCUGUUUUGACUGCAUCCCUUGUUCAGAGGGAAAGAUCAGCAAUAUGACUAAUGCUAUGGAGUGCACAAGGUGUCCAGAAGACUUCUGGUCCAGCCCCCAGCGUGACCACUGUCUUCCUAAGAAAACAGAAUUCCUCUCAUAUCAUGAGCCUCUGGGUAUUUGUUUGAAAACCACAUCAUUACUGGGCACAUUUAUCUGUGCUGUUGUCCUGGGGAUCUUCAUCUAUCAUCGCAGCACACCCAUGGUACGCGCUAAUAAUUCAGAACUGAGUUUCUUGAUCUUGAUCUCACUGAAACUAUGUUUUCUGUGCUCACUGCUGUUCAUUGGUCGCCCAAGACUAUGGACAUGCCAGCUGAGACAUGCAGCAUUUGGAAUCAGCUUUGUGCUUUGUGUCUCAUGUAUCCUGGUGAAAACCAUGGUGGUUCUGGCUGUUUUCAAGGCCUCCAAACCAGGAGGUGGAGCCAGUCUGAAGUGGUUUGGUGCUGUGCAGCAGAGAGGGACAGUUCUGGCUCUUACAUCAAUCCAGGCAGCAAUCUGCACUGCCUGGCUUGUAUCUUCUUCACCAGUUCCUCAUAAAAACACUCAAUACCACAAUGACAAAAUCGUGUACGAAUGUGUAGUUGGCUCCACUAUUGGGUUUGCAGUGUUGCUGGGUUAUAUUGGCUUACUGUCUAUCCUCAGCUUCCUGUUAGCAUUUCUGGCAAGGAAUCUUCCAGACAACUUCAAUGAGGCCAAACUCAUCACUUUUAGUAUGCUGAUCUUCUGUGCUGUGUGGGUGUCCUUUGUCCCUGCUUAUGUCAACUCCCCAGGCAAAUAUGCAGAUGCUGUGGAAGUAUUUGCCAUUCUGGCCUCCAGUUUUGGCCUCUUGGUGGCACUGUUUGGCCCCAAAUGUUACAUAAUCCUGUUUAGGCCAGAGAGAAACACAAAGAAAGCAAUCAUGGGACGAGGCACAACCACAUCGGGUUCGGGGAUUGCCGCCACGGCAGGCACCGACCACCUUGCGGCCACAGCUCCGGUCGGCCGCCUUAACAAUGGAGGCACGGAACAUGGCCCACUCGGACUCAAUGUCCCCCGCCUCCCCCGAAACACGGUCAAAGCUCUACCGGAGGCGGAGGGAGGCUACCCUCCCGUCUACCGGGGUGAACUCCAACAUACAGGCACCAAGCCGGGGGGCAAUAAGUAUUGCCACCCCUGCCCGGCGCCUCUCACCAGUGGUAACUCCAGAGUGGAGGAGAGUCAAACCCCUCUCGAGAAGACUGGUUCCAGAGCCUUUGCUAUGUGUCGAGUCGAGAGUCGGCUGCCGCCCAGCUCACAGCGCACCCAACCCCUCUGGCCCCUCCCACUGGUGGUGAGUCUGUGGGAGGGGGGUGAAGGCCUGGCCACCAGGCGCUCGCCAUCGAGACCCACCCCCAGGCCUGGCUCCAAGGGGGGGCCCCGGAAGGGAAUUAACAGGAGGAGAGUCAUGUGGGCAUUUUUAGAAUUGUUCUUGCUCAUGUACUUUAUGUUGUUAUCUUCAUAUGUUUCCUCUGCUGUGUCUUCCCCUCUUUAUUCCUCCUCUUGCCAGUUACAGGGACAGUUUCAUCUCAAUGGGAUGCACAAGGCCGGAGAUGUGGUUCUGGGUGGGCUGUUUAAAGUACACUUCUUUUCUGUCUCUCCUGACCUGUCUUUUACCUCAAAGCCACAAAAGAUUACCUGCCAGGGUUUUGAUGUUCUAGGAUUUAGACAUGCUCACACAAUGGCAUUUGCUGUUAAUGAGAUCAACAGAAACUCCAACCUGCUGCCUAAUGUGACCUUGGGAUACAGUCUGUAUGAUAACUGCGUCAAUCUAGGAAUUGGAUUUCGUUCAGCACUGUCAUUAGUCAGCGGUCAAGGAGAAGAAUAUAUACUACAAGAGAGCUGUGUAGGAGCACCUCCAGUCCUGGGGAUUGUGGGUGAUUCUUAUUCUCAACCUACUAUUGCCAUCUCCACUGCCUUAGGUUUGUACAGAGUGCCUAUGGUGAGUUAUUUUGCCACAUGUUCCUGCCUGAGUGACCGACAAAAGUUUCCAUCCUUCUUUAGGACAAUCCCAAGUGAUGCCUUCCAGGUGCGGGCUAUGAUCCAGAUUCUUAAACGGUUCGGCUGGACUUGGGCAGGUCUGCUCGUCAGUGAUGAUGAUUAUGGACUCCAUGCUGCCCGAUCAUUCCAAGCUGACCUGGCUCAGUCUGGUGGAGGUUGUCUGGCCUAUUUGGAGGUUUUGCCCUGGGGUAAUGACCAAGCUGAGCUACGCAGGAUUGUGGCUAUAAUGAAGAAAUCCACAGCUGGUGUGGUCAUCGUCUUUGCACAUGAGAGUCACAUGAUUUACCUCAUGGAGGAUGUGAUGAAGCAGAAUGUGACAGGCCGUCAGUGGAUUGCCAGUGAAGCCUGGACAGCAGGUGCUGUGCUCCAGACCCCCGACCUCAUGCCAUACUUGGGUGGCACACUGGGCAUUGCCAUCCGUCGAGGAGAAAUACCCGGCCUAAAGGAUUUUCUGUUAAGAACACGUCCAGACCUACAUCACAACAACAGUUAUGAAAAUAACAUGGUAAAUCAAUUUUGGGAACACACAUUUCAGUGCAGACUUGCACCACCUCCGGCAGGCUGGGUGGAAUCUGGGGGAGCACUAUGCACAGGAGAUGAGGAUCUAGAAAAAGUGGAAACUGAGUUUUUGGAUGUGUCUAACCUCAGGCCAGAGUAUAAUAUUUAUAAAGCUGUGUAUGCUCUGGCGCACGCUCUUGAUAACAUGCUGCAGUGUGUACCAGGCAGAGGGCCUUUCAACAGGCGCAGCUGUGCCACUUUGCAAAGACUGGAGCCGUGGCAGAUUGUGCAUUAUUUACAAAAGGUCAACUUCACCACACUAUUUGGUGAUCAAGUGUCAUUUGAUAAGAAUGGUGAUGCUUUACCAAUAUAUGAUAUUAUGAACUGGCAGUGGCUCCCUGAUGGAAGAACAAAAGUUCAAACUGUGGGUGCAGUUAAGAAGUCAGUGAUCAAGGGCGAAGAAUUCACAAUUGAUGAGGACAAAAUCUUCUGGAACUUUCAAUCCAAAGAGCCACCCCGGUCAGUGUGCAGUGAGAGCUGUCCUCCAGGUACCCGCAUGGCCAGAAUGAAGAGUCAACCUGAGUGCUGUUUUGACUGCAUCCUUUGUUCAGAGGGAAAGAUCAGUAAUGUGACUGACGCUACGGAGUGCACGAAUUGUCCAGAAGACUUCUGGUCCAGCCCUCAGCGUGACCACUGUCUUCCUAAGAAAACGGAAUUCCUCUCCUACCAUGAGCCUCUGGGUAUCUGCUUAACCACCACAUCAUUGCUGGGCACAUUUAUCUGUGCUGUUGUCCUGGGGAUCUUCAUCUAUCAUCGCAGCACACCCAUGGUACGCGCCAACAAUUCAGAACUGAGUUUCCUGCUCUUAAUCUCACUUAAACUAUGUUUUCUGUGCUCACUGCUGUUCAUCGGUCGUCCCAGACUAUGGACAUGCCAGCUGAGACAUGCAGCAUUUGGAAUCAGCUUUGUGCUUUGUGUCUCAUGUAUCCUGGUGAAAACCAUGGUGGUUCUGGCUGUUUUUAAGGCCUCCAAACCAGGAGGUGGAGCCAGUCUGAAGUGGUUUGGUGCUAUGCAGCAGAGAGGGACAGUUCUGGCUCUUGCAUCUAUCCAGGCAGCAAUCUGUACUACGUGGCUUGUCACAUCUUCACCAGCUCCUCAUAAAAACACUCAAUACCACAAUGACAAGAUAGUUUAUGAGUGUGUAGUUGGCUCCACUAUUGGGUUUGCAGUGUUGCUGGGUUAUAUUGGUUUACUGGCAAUCCUCAGCUUCCUGCUAGCAUUUCUAGCAAGGAAUCUUCCAGACAACUUCAAUGAGGCCAAACUUAUCACUUUCAGCAUGCUGAUCUUCUGUGCUGUGUGGGUGGCCUUUGUCCCUGCUUAUGUCAACUCCCCAGGCAAAUAUGCAGAUGCUGUGGAGGUAUUCGCCAUCCUGGCUUCCAGUUUUGGCCUCUUAGUGGCACUGUUUGGCCCCAAAUGUUACAUAAUCCUGCUGAGACCUGAGAGAAACACAAAGAAAGCGAUCAUGGGUCGGGGCAUCAACAAAUGA